Carlito syrichta (Philippine tarsier) is the source of this 6273-nucleotide messenger RNA. It is a transcript of the gene RGS7BP, whose product is annotated as regulator of G protein signaling 7 binding protein. The transcript is spliced from 6 exons. Gene Ontology annotation, biological process: G protein-coupled receptor signaling pathway. The record is from RefSeq and is a predicted model, not a curated record. Gene Ontology annotation, cellular component: postsynapse; nucleus; neuron projection. Lineage: Eukaryota; Metazoa; Chordata; Mammalia; Primates; Tarsiidae. Bases 45 to 818 code for a protein of 257 amino acids.
GGGGCGCACUGCACCAGCGGCUUGGGCUUGGUGGAUGUGUAUGCAUGAGUUCUGCACCGAAUGGGCGCAAAAAGCGCCCCAGCCGGUCCACCCGCUCCUCGAUCUUCCAGAUCAGCAAGCCCCAGCUGCAGAGCGGGGAUUGGGAGCGCAGGGGCAGCGGCUCCGAGAGCGCCCACAAAACCCAGCGAGCCCUGGACGACUGCAAGAUGCUUGUCCAAGAGUUCAACACGCAAGUGGCCCUGUUCCGAGAGUUGGUCAUUUCUAUUGGGGACGUCUCGGUCAGCUGCCCCUCACUCCGGGCGGAAAUGCACAAGACAAGAACCAAAGGUUGUGAAAUGGCCCGUCAGGCACACCAAAAACUGGCUGCCAUCUCAGGCCCGGAAGAUGGUGAGAUCCAUCCAGAAAUCUGUCGUCUUUAUAUCCAGCUGCAGUGCUGCUUAGAAAUGUAUACAACAGAGAUGCUAAAAUCCAUAUGUCUGCUGGGGUCUCUUCAGUUUCAUCGAAAAGGAAAAGAACCUGGUGGGGGAACCAAGAGUUUGGAUUGCAAAAUUGAAGAGAGUGCUGAAACUCCUGCCAUAGAGGACUCCUCAUCACCCCCCGUCGAUAGUCAGCAACAUUCCUGGCAGGUUUCCACAGACAUUGAAAAUACUGAAAGAGACAUGCGAGAAAUGAAAAACCUUUUAAGCAAACUCAGGGAAACUAUGCCUUUACCAUUGAAAAAUCAAGAUGACAGCAGCCUUCUGAAUCUAACUCCCUACCCCCUGGUUAGAAGACGGAAGAGAAGGUUCUUUGGGCUGUGUUGUCUCGUGUCAAGCUAGGCGGCUCCUCCUGGAAACCCAUUGAGAACACCUGAAAAAAAUCACAAAAGCCGAGGACCUCCAGACAGCUGAACCACACAGUUAUUGGUUUUUGACUAUGUUUUCUAUGCUUCCUUAUUACUUUAACUGCCUCCCCUGCCCUCUUAAAUGAUUUUACACUUGAAAGCAGCUGCCAUCAAGAAAAAAAGAACAGAUUCAAAAAGCAGGCUGUUUUUAAAAGGAUUUUUAAAGCUGACAUUGUGCAUGUCUGCUUCAAACCAUGCCAUGACAGAUGCAAGAAUUAUGAUUUUUAAAUUAUUUAAGGGUUUUUUAAAUGUAUUAUACAGAGAAAUUAUUUCACAUAUGAUAGUAUAUCUAUAGCUCUUGCUGAUCUCAUGUUAACACUUUAUCGCAUAUAAAAGAAGUCUCUAAACAUAGAAAGCUAUUUAAAAAUGCAGAACUGUGUUCAAAAAUCCAAUCUAUUAAUAUCCUUAGAAGUAAUAUUAUAAACAAACAUAUAUCACCUCACUAUUGCUUUCUCUGAACCCAUUGACGUUUAGUCUUCCAUUCUGUCAGAAUCUAAGAGCUUCAACAUAAAAACAUCUUAAUUUAUAAUGCAACAAAAACCACGUAUGAAAAGUACUUAAAUUUUGUAAAUACAUAAUAAUCCUGAUACCCUUGUAUAAUGCAUAUGGGCAACUAAUUUCCUUUGAUCCAAUGGUGUCUUUUUCAGCUUCUUGGAGAACGAAGUAAUCCAGUUAGGAAAUGGUGUAGUAACAUAUACAAUUACCCUCAAAUGUAAAAUCGAAUAUUAUUACAUUUUGUUCUAAUUGAAAUCUGAAGCAUGGUGUCUGCACAUCAGCAUAGUGUUAAAUCUUAUAGGGCAUGCUGGAAUUAGCUCAGAUCGUAAAAAUAUUUAACAUUUUACAUUGUUAAUAAAAAUUUUUUUAGUUAAGCUAAGCUUGUCUCAUAUUAGAUGACUAUGCAGAUAUGACUUUUCCAAUGUGUACUUGGUGUCUUGUCUUAUGCUUAGAAUCUUGAAAGCAGGACACUUUAAGCAAUACUAUAUUUUCGAAAGGAGGAAGCCACAUGCUUUUUUUUUUUUCUGCUCACAGCUUUGUUGUGAUCUUCCUUCCCUAAACUUGUAACAUGGUACAAAUUUUGUUACAUUUUCCCAUGUUCUUCCUUUGGCCCAUUUCCCAGACAAAAUUUCCCAUGGGUUGAGAGAUCAAGUCUUUGCAUUUCUUUCUUGCUUUCCAUAGUCUGAAAAAAACCUUCAAGUCAGACUGGAGGCACCAGUGUCUCAUACAAUAGAAGGAUGAACUAAAUGCCUAUAAAUGGUUUAUCUAAGACAUGUCUUUAAUGCUACGUCUGUACUUUCUCAAUACUUAUGUGCACAGGUAUUUAUAUGUAUACUAAUAUUUUUAUCUAAAAACUAAAUAUAUUAAAGCCUUUAGUUUUCAUGAGGAUGAAGAAAAGUACAGAUAACUACUGGAAUACUAAUUGCCUCAGGUUGAAUUAGAUGAAAUUGCUGAUAUUUGACUGUUUUGACCUACAAAAUGGCAAUUUCAUAUAGUUCAACCUAAUAUUUGAUGCGAAAAUUAUACUUGGAAUUGUCUUCCAGCUUUUUUGAUUGAAAGUGAAAGAAUUAAAGAGUUGGAAGAAAUUUCAAAAGGCUAUGCAGAUCUCUAUUUAGAUCAUACCAGCUGGUUGUUGGCCUUAUUCUUGGAGUUCAGAGCUGUGUUUCAAUAAGCCAGUAAUUAAUACCAGGUAAUAGGUAUGCCUCACUUCACAAAAAUAAGUACCCUCCAAAUGUUAUAUGAGAAAAAUACAAUUUUCCAAAUCAAAUACUUGUAGAACAAUUGUGGGAAUGCUAUUUAAAGCCUCCUGGGAUGAAUACUCCCUUGCAAAGCAAGGAGCCACUCCCAGACUUACCUAGCUACAGACCUUGAUUUUUGUAAAUCAAAUAUGAUUAAAGCUUAAUAUUCUUUCCUGAAUCCAGUUCAUAUUCACCUCUGAGGUUAUUUCACUUAAGGUCCAUUGUCUUUGAAAUUAUGCAGUAGCUCAAUUUGGCAAUUCUCAGCUCCUGUCUCUGCCCUCUUCCACACUUCGACCAUAUUGAACUCAACUUCAAUCUGGUUCCUACUAAUCCGUGCAAAUUUAUUAACUGAUAAGCCCAACCCUGGUGUUCAGCACGUUCUUCUGAAUGCCUGACCUAAAUCACUUCUGCUUGAUUAAUUUCUGCUCACUCUCGCCUUAGUCUCAGUGUGAAAGUAACACCUACCUUCUGUGCAAUUGUCCUUUGUACAACUGAAGACUGUUAAUAAAUUCAAGUCUCACCUCCAUGUCUGGGAAGGCUGUAGUAGCUAUUCAUGGAGAUGGGAAUUUGUCUAAUUACCUAGCCAGACUUUCCAUAUCUAAGGUAAUAUAUUCAGCCACCAUAUCUUUUAUUCAUAGUGCCUGUUUUCCAGCCUUCGAUAAGUUUUAUAGUUCCCAUGGACACACUCCAAGAUUUAUAGAUUUUCUUUCAGUAGCAUGUCCUAAAAUUAAAUUUAGUGCUCCAAGUCCUGAUAACCUACACUGGCUCAUGGUUGCAAUAGGUAAUUCACCGUCUCCCAUUACAUAUGCCAAUGCAUCCCUUAGGAGCUAGCCACUCUCCUCUCACCUACCAAAGGACUUUCUCAGGUGUGGUUCCGUGAGAUAAAGUUCUACUGUCUCAGCUUCCUGCUGGUAAUUUGCUUUCAGAUUAGCAAUAACACUGAGUUGAUCCCUAGGGGUAGAUCUCUAGGGAAAAGAACAUUGAACCCAUUUUGUUGCGUGUACUCAUAUGCUUGAAACAGAAAAGGAUGUAAGCUUUUUGUGGUACACACCCAUUCAUUUUACCACCAUAUUUUUUAAUAUCCCAUGUUGAUUUUUUUUUUAGAUUACAAAGAAUUUUGUGGGAAAUACCACUAAAUAGAAAGAAAAAAAUAAUAAUCUGAAUUCCACCAUAUUCAAAUCAUUUAAAGCCACACUUUUGGGCUUUAAAUUAGUCAGGGGCUGGGCCCCAAAGUACUUUUGGAUUCGAUUAGUAAAAAAACGUCCACAAGGCCAAGAUGUCACUUUUAAAAAUCUGUCCACAAAUGUUGUAUACAUCUAGGAACGGACUCACUGCCAAAUUCUGGUUGUGCCAUUAUUCAGGGGUGCAAAGAAAGCUUUAGAAGUAGCACACCCCUGAUGCCUCCUCUAAUGAAUUAUAGCUCUUGGGGUAAAUUCAAAAAUCCUGUCAGACCAUUUUGUUUCUCCGUGCUCCUGUAAAAACAGUCAGGAUAUUCAGUGUUUGGCAAUACUGCCACCUACUGAAAGUUUAGCCUCAGUGUGGGGGGGGGAAGAUAAAGACAUUAUAAAAGUAUCUACUUUAUUUUAGACAGGAAACUAAUAGGCUAAAUUAACAAUAAUCCCAUCUGGAAUUUCAAACUCUAAAAGUGUCAACAUUGAAAGGAUUAAGGAUAUCAUCCAGGCAAACCUCUCACCCCACACACUCAUACCCAAAGCAAUGUCCAACAUUCCUUUCUGCUCUAAAAUAUAACCAAAUGCAAAAUGUUCAACUUUCAGGUAACUAUAGGUAGGAAGAGAAAAAUGCAGUGAUACUAUUGACCCCAGAAUAAAUCAGAACUAAACAUACAGCCUGUAAUAGACUUGCAAACAUAAAAGAAUUGAGUACAUUACAAAGACGACAUUUCAAAUCUGUGAGAAAAAUUCAGCUUAUUAAGUAGGUUAUAUUGAGGUAACUGGUUAGCCAUUGGGGGGGGAAAUAAUAGAUUUAUACUUCAUAAUUUUCAUCAAAAUAAAUUCUAGAUGAAGUAAAAGUUUAAAUGGUAAUAUACAUUAAUAAACAUAUAAAAUUUCUGACAGGCAAUAUUGAUAAAUAUUUAUAUAAUUUUAGUGUGGAAAAAAAAAACCUUCCUAAGAGUGAUACCAAAGGAAAAGGCCAGAAAGAAAAGUUGGAUGGAAUUUGACUAAUUAAAAGUGCAAAACUCCCACAUAGUAACAAAUAACAAGCCAAAUGAAAAGAGAACAAUAUUCAUAAUAUAUGCAACAAACAGUAAUGAUGAUGACUAUAUAUCAAGAGCUUAAACACCACUACUCUUGGGAAGUUUCCAUGAUCUACAACCCCCUUCUCAGCCAAGUGUUUCCAUUUCAGUUUUUCCUUAUUGAACUUUUUUGGUUAUUGCUUGUUUACCUGUUUAUCCCCACUAAGCUGGAAGUACAGGAAGGCAGCAACUGUGUCUAUUUCACUUACUGUGAAUUCUUGACUCUUAACACAGUUCUAGACACAAAGCAAAUAUGGAAAACACAUUUAUUAAAUGAGUGAAUAAUGAAUGAAUGAAUUUUAAAUGAUAUUUUAUGACUCAGGAAGAAUCAAACUUUCCAACAGAAAAUUGAACCAAGGACAAAAACUGAUAACACACCAUAAACUAAAAUAGUCUACUAAUAAUAAAUGUGAAAGUGCUUGAAUGCAUUGGUAAUUAAUUAAAAAUGCAAAUUAAUAUUACAUAUUCCCUAUUACAUGUUAGGACAGCAAAGAGUAUAAAGAAUUUGAGUUCCCAGGGACUAAAAGUAAGUAUAGAAAUAAACAUUCUCUUAGAGAGUCAACGAGAGUAUAAAUUGAUCCCAUCUUUCUGGAAAAUUAUUUUGGCACUAUGUUUUUCCUGCAUGCUCAGUAAUUCUACUUUAGGAAAAUUCUAAAGGUCAGAAAAAAAUUGAGUUACAAAUUGCAUUUAUUCAUUAUUCAAAAAGUGUAUGCAAGAAAGAAUGUUUAUAGUAGAAUUAUUUGGAGGAGUGGGAAAAUGUAAAUAAGUCUACUUUAUAGAGUUGGUUAAAUGUGGUACAUCUUUUCAAUGGAAUACUGUGCACCAAUUAAGAAUAAGCACCAUAUGUGUAUUUAUUGAAAUGUAUAAGCUAUAUUAUGAGAUGAAAAAAGGAAGUUACAGAAGAAUAGCUAUAGUAUGAUCCCUUUUAAAAAUAUACGUAUGCAUGUGUGCAUUUAAAAAUCUGAAAGGAUACUUGCCAAAGUGUUAGCAGCAUUUAUCUCGGGGAGGUGAGAUUUGGAGCAAUUAUAUUUUCUUUUUGCAUAUCUGUAAUUUCUGAUUUUUCCACAAUGAGCAUGUAGUAUCUGUAUAAUUUUUUCAGGGACUAAACAAUGAUGUUCACGAUAUAUAUUAAAUGAAAAUACAUGUUAUAAAACAAUAUAUAUAGUAUGACACAAUAUUUGUAAAAAAAAGAAAAUAUAUAUAAAUAUAUCUAUGUAUGUAUAUAUAUGCAUAAGAAAGCUAGACGGACAUACACUAAAAUGUUCAUAGUAGUCCUCUAUGGGUAGUGGGAUUAUGGGUGAUUAUUUUUUCUUUUUGCUUUUCUGUGUUUUCUAAUUUUUCUACAAUGAAUAUGUAUUACUUGUGUAAUAAAAACUAAUAAUAAACGUUUUAAAAAAUGAAAA